AUGUGGCCCCCAGACCCGGACCCCGACCCCGACCAGGACCCCGAGACCGCUGGCCGCUCCCAGCCCGGCGCGGCGGUCCCCGGGCUCCGAGCCCUCCUGCCCGCGCGCGCCUUUCUCUGCUCGCUCAAAGGCCGCCUCCUGCUGGCGGAGUCGGGUCUCUCCUUCAUCACCUUUGUCUGCUAUGUGGCAUCUUCAGCAUCUGCCUUCCUCACCGCGCCGCUGCUGGAGUUCCUGCUGGCCCUCUUCUUCCUCUUUGCUGAUGCUAUGCAGUUGAAUGACAAGUGGCAGGGCUUGUGCUGGCCCAUGAUGGACUUCCUACGCUGUGUCACAGCGGCCCUCAUCUACUUUGCCAUCUCCAUCACAGCUGUCGCCAAAUACUCAGAUGGGGCUUCCAAAGCAGCUGGGGUGUUUGGCUUCUUUGCCACCAUCGUGUUUGCAGUUGACUUCUACCUGAUCUUCAAUGACGUGGCCAAAUUCCUCAAACAAGGAGGCUCUGCAGACGAGACCACAGCCAACAAGGCGGAAGAAGAGAAUUCCGACUCUGACUCCGACUGAAGGGCCGCCCUACCCUGGCAACCCGAGCCACGCGGGCCUUCACCCCUGCACUUCUGACCGGCUGGCCGGAGCGUGGCCUGGGGACCGGGUGUGUUGGGAGGGAGGCUGUGGUUUCUUGAGCAGCAGCGGGCGUUGCUGAUGGAGCGGGCCUCCUCGCAGCUUUCAGGUGACGCUUCUGCGCCCAGCACCCAGAAGGCACCCCUUGGCUUAGCGUGUCCAACCGCCCUGCACAGGAGGGCGUCAUGAAUAGCCUGCCACUCCUCUUUUCUGUUCCUUAGACGUUAAAGCCUUUAACCUCUCUGCCCAAAAUAAGCACAAAGGGACAAAGCAGAUAGAGCCUUGUUACCCCGUCACAGGACUAUUUCAUGCCAAGGGUGGGUAGGGGUAACGGGACAAUGGCCAAGUAAGAUAGAAGCCAUCCAGGGGCCAGCCACCAACAGCCCUGGCCCCAGUGACUUUUGUCUGCAUUUGGUGCCCCUGCUCAUUCCAGGCACUUUGUCAAUAAUGAUCCUUCCAAGAUUCUUUGGUUCAUGGCGCACCACUUCCCUCUUCAUUUUUUAAGCAGGGAGAAAACUGCCCUUUGCUCUUGCCUGACACCUCACACCCUUGGAAACCAUGCGUUCUUCAGGUGAUGUGACUAUUCUGGGUCUAAGACCAUUUCAAAGAAAAGCUCGUAAAGUAGCUUACAAGGUCCAAAGGAUCAAGGGUGUCAAACAAUGCAAAAGCAGUGACAGCGUCCUGGGCAGCUGGGCAGGCCCAGUCCAGGCUUCUUUCCCUGGGAACCCACCUGCAGGCGACAGGCUCUUGGGCGCUCAGGACAAUGUACUUCUAGACACCAGAGCAGGUCUCCUGACCACCUCAUGGGAGGUGAAAUGUGCCUUCUGUGUUCACCUAAGGACCUAUGCUGUGUAUAUAUCUUCAGGGGGACUUUGUAACUUUAUAUAUUUUUUUACACCAAAGCAUCUUCUUAAAUAGCAUUUCCUGUGACCCAAGAAGCCUUGUGAAAAAUGAGCCAGAGUUCUGGACCCAUUUGGGGGCAUUUGUAACUUUUGUUGUUCUCUUGCAUGUGAAUGUCCUACCCUGAAAAAAGCCAACAUGAAUUAAACCGGAG
Molecule: messenger RNA, 1666 nt
Organism: Pteronotus mesoamericanus
Lineage: Eukaryota; Metazoa; Chordata; Mammalia; Chiroptera; Mormoopidae
Gene: CMTM3
Product: CKLF like MARVEL transmembrane domain containing 3
Exons: 5
Coding region: 1-555 (184 amino acids)
Cellular component (GO): membrane
Source: RefSeq, a predicted model, not a curated record